Molecule: messenger RNA, 1596 nt
Organism: Prunus armeniaca (apricot)
Lineage: Eukaryota; Viridiplantae; Streptophyta; Magnoliopsida; Rosales; Rosaceae
Source: the annotation of a GenBank genome assembly
AUGCUGCCAUACACCAUCUAUAUCAUUGCCAAAACAGAUCUGAUCAAAUACAUGCUAACAAGACCAAUGCUAAGAGGCAGAAUUGGAAAAUGGACCUUGGCCUUGACAGAAUUUGCCUUCAGAUAUGUUCCUCAGAAAGCCGUCAAAGGACAAGCUGUGGCAGACUUCCUAGCAGAUCAUCCCGGAGAGGAGAUUGAAAAUAUGGACUCUUUAGACAUAGCAAAUGCAGAUCUAUUAACCAGAGCUCACACCUGCCUCAACAAUCCUAUCUACUCAGUUCAUCUUGCACCUUGGAAGUUAUACUUUGAUGGAUCAAAAACUGAUAUAACUUCCGGGGCAGGAAUUGUUUUGGAAGAACCACUUGGAAUCAGACACUGCUACUCUUUCCAAUUGGAUUUCCAAUGCACCAACAACAGGGCAGAAUAUGAGGCCUUAAUCAUUGGCUUGGAAAUGCUGGUAGAACUAGGAAUCCAAUCUGUGGAAAUUCUGGGAGAUUCCAUGCUGGUUUUAAAACAAAUUGCUGGGGAAUACAAGUGCCUAAGCCCUUCUUUGGCUGUCUACUUGGUGGCAGCUAGGAAUCUUCUGACAGAAUUCAGAGAAGCCACUUGGGAACAUAUCCCAAGGGAAGAAAAUUUUGCAGCCAAUGAAUUGGCCCAGGUGGCAACAGGCAUACAAAUGCCCGAAGAGUGUGUACAAAGAAUCAUCAGGAUAGGAAAGAAAAGCCUACCAUCUGUUCUGGCCAGGGGGAUGGAGAUAGAUGUCAAUUCUGCCACAAUCACUGAAGAUGAUUGGAGAAAUCCUAUCAUGACCUAUCUACGAUAUCCAACUUUGCCCUCUGAGAAGAGAGUCAGAAUCAUGGCUUUAAACUACCUUAUGUGGAAUGAAGAUUUGGUCCGAAAAAGUAAGGAUGAUGUGCUUUUAAGGUGCCUCGGAAAGAAAGAAUACAUGAAAGUUAUGGGGGAAACCCAUGAAGGAAUCUGUGGAGCGCAUCAAGGUGGGAGAAAAAUGUGCUGGUUAAUUAGAAGAUAUGGCUACUUCUGGCCAACCAUGAUGAAAGAUUGCAUUAACUAUUCCAAGGGAUGUGAAUCUUGUCAAAGACACGGCCCAGUCCAGCAGGCUCCAUCAGUUCCCAUGAAUCCAGUGGUAAAGCCAUGGCCCUUUAGAGGAUGGGCAAUGGAUCUCAUUGGCAAGAUCUAUCCAGCCAGCAGCCAGCAGCACUGCUUUAUCAUUGUUGCCACAGACUACUUCACUAAGUGGGUGGAAGCCAAGGCUGUUAAAUCCACUACAUCUCAAGAGAUCAUCAUUUUCAUAGAAGAACAGAUUAUACAAAGAUUUGGCAUCCCAGAAUCAAUCACAACUGAUAGAGGAUCCUCUUUCAUAUCUAGAGAAAUGCUGGACAUGGCAGAGGCAUUCAAAUUCAGAUUGCUCCAGUCCACUCCUUAUUAUGCCCAAGCCAAUGGACAGGCGGAGUCAAGCAACAAAGUGAUCAUCAACAUUAUCAGGAAAAUGCUUGAGAAGAAUCCAAAACAAUGGCAUGAAAAGCUGUCAAAACUCUGUGGGCAUAUAGAACUUCAAAAAGAGAAGCAACUGGCAUGA